AACACCUGAAAAGAAACUAAAAGCUCUCAAGAAUCUCCCAUGGCUGCCACCCAAUUCAAGGGUAUCAGACACUACUAUAUCCGAAAAAUCCACGACGUCCUGCACCAGCUCCACCAGAAGGAGCAGCAUCUCCUUCGUCUCGAAGCUGAAACCAGCAUUCUCAACUCACAAGUGAGAAAGAUUAAGGAAGAAGUCCCGCUGCUUCAGGACCCUGGAUCUUAUUCUCAUGUUGGUUUAGUUAGACAAGUAAUUGACAAGCACAUGGUUUUGGUUAGGAUUGUUGGAGAAGGGAUGCAUGUUGUUGAUGUUGAUGAAAACAUUGAUGUCACAGAGCUCAAACCAUCAACAAGAGUUGCUCUCCGAAGACGCAGCUAUACUAUUCAUGCAAUACUGGAAAAAAAAUUUGAUCCUGCCGUCAAACUUUCGAAAGUUCAAAAUAAUCCUGAAUGUACGUAUGAUAUGAUUGGUGGUCUUGAUGAGCAAAUCAAAGAAAUAAAGGAGGUCAUUGAACUUCCAAUCAGACAUCCUGAAUUAUUUGAGCUCCUUGGUAUAGCUGAACCAAAGGGCGUCCUGCUUUAUGGGCCUCCUGGCACUGGGAAAACACUGUUGGCUCGGGCUGUAGCUCAUCAUGCUAAAUGUUCUUUCGCGCACAUUUCUGCAACUGAGUUAGCCCAGAAGUACAUUGGGGUAGGCGCUAAGAUGGUUAGAGAACUUUUUUUCCUGGCCAGGAAAUAUGCUCCAUGUAUUAUUUUUAUGGAUGAAAUCGACAGCAUUGGAUCUGCUCGUGUGCAAUCUGGUGGUGGAACAGACAGUGAGGUGCAGCGGACUAUGCUAGAGCUUCUCAGCCAGCUUGAUGGAUUUGAGGCAUCAGGCAACAUCAAGGUUAUAAUGGCCACAAAUCGUAUUGAUAUUCUGGAUCAAGCACUCCUUAGGCCAGGAAGAAUUGACAAGAAGAUUAAAUUUCCAAAUCCUACUGAACAGUCUCGUUGGGAGAUCAUGAAAAUACAUUCAAGGAAAAUGAAUUUAAGGCGUGGAGUUGAUUUGAAGAGGAUUGCAGAGAAGAUGAAUGGUGCAUCUGGUGCAGAGAUGAAGGCUGUUUGCACAGAAGCGGGGAUGUUUGCUUUGAGGGAGAGGAGGGUUCAUGUGAUGCAAGAAGAUUUUGAGAUGGCAGUUGGUAAGGUAAUGAAGAAGGAGACUGAGAAGAACAUUUCGUUACAGAAGUUUUUUUACUAAUUCAUGUGUUGUUUACACCAAUUUAGGCACAAAACUAAGACGAUGUUUAGAAGUGAUUGUUGGUAUAAAGUUUACAAACUAAUACCAAAUAAC
Molecule: messenger RNA, 1326 nt
Organism: Prunus avium (sweet cherry)
Lineage: Eukaryota; Viridiplantae; Streptophyta; Magnoliopsida; Rosales; Rosaceae
Product: 26S proteasome regulatory subunit 8 homolog B-like
Molecular function (GO): ATP hydrolysis activity; ATP binding
Source: RefSeq, a predicted model, not a curated record